Chelonus insularis is the source of this 9147-nucleotide messenger RNA. Its product is annotated as titin homolog. Lineage: Eukaryota; Metazoa; Arthropoda; Insecta; Hymenoptera; Braconidae. The record is from RefSeq and is a predicted model, not a curated record. Bases 658 to 8703 code for a protein of 2681 amino acids. The transcript is spliced from 5 exons.
UGCACAGCGCCCAUUGCACGUCGGGAAAAAAACAUGUACGUCGCACCAGAAAAGAAAAAGCGUUGAGUUGUAUCAAGGUGCCGAUUGUAGGCCACCAUUCGGUUGUUUUCGUCGGCGUAUAAUAAUCGUGAGUUGGAUACAAUAGUUGGGGGGAGGGGGGUAAUAAAUAAAAAAAGAUUUACGUAAAUAUUAAUGUGUUGGGAUAAUUAAGUGAAGUGAAAAAAAACGUCCUUCCCUCCUGGGACGCUAGCCAAUUUUACUACACGGGAGCGUCGGAACGAGAGCCGGACUAGUGGACGGUGGAAUCGGAGGCUCUCAUUAAAGUCUCCAUAUUUUUUUUUUGUUAUUAAGGUAUAAAAUGCUCAUCAUUAAUACCGGCAAUAAUCAAAUCAACGAAACAACACUAUUCAUUAUAACAUACAAGUGCGACAAAGAGACGCUCAUCAACAUUUUCCCGCGAAUUCAACGUCCAUUCCAACCCUGCAGCUGGUAGUAGUUAUGUCGUCGCGGCGGGAGAACAACAACCAAAGUUGAUUAAGUAAAUAUUCGUUCAUCUCUAUGGUAUAGUAAUAGUUUCUUUUAAUAUAAACAAAUAAAGUUUUUAAUAAAUUGUUCAUUUUGAUCAGUUUAAAAAACCUGUAUUAAUAAUUAGUAAAGAUGUGUGAUCAAACAGAAAUUACUUACGACGACGGUGAAGUCGUCUGGGUUAAAUUAGGAGCUUGUUGGUGGCCUGGACAAGUGGUAGGUUUUGAAAAUCUUCCUGAAGAUAUUCAGCUUGAAUUUAAAAAGAAACCUUUAAUUGCUGUUGUCCAAUUCUUUCAAGAAGAUAAAUACGAAUAUGUAAAGAAUCUUCAACAGAUAUACAAGUACAAUUGUACUCAGAAAGAUGAUUUUAUUAAAAAAGGCUUAGAUAAAUAUCGAACUAAGAGUAAAGAUGGUUCGAGUUAUAUGGAUAAGUUUCCAGACGAUGUGGUGAUGGCGGAGAAGCUAACAGGUGGUGAUGUAAAGAUCCUGAAGGAUAGAAAAUUUAGUCCUGAAGAGAAACCAGAUAUUUCAUCGCUAUUUGGUGAGAAAAAAGUACCUAAAAAGCGACGUGAUAAAGACGACAAAAAUUAUCGACGCUCUCUAAAUUCAGAAAGUAGUCGAAAAAUGAUGCCUUCAAGAUAUUCAAAAUCUCAUGAUCAUGAAAUACGAAUUCGUCAUCAAUCUAACAGUCAACCAACAACACCAAGUACACCAUCAGGUGCUUUAUACUCGUGCCCACUCUGUAGUUUUACAUCAACGCGAGUUAAUGUAAUUAUUUAUCAUAACAAAAGUCACAGAUCUGAUGGAUGGGAUAGUCCUCGAACAUUUUUACCUAAAAGUCGAUCGUCAUUGAAUUCACUAGAGUCACCGAAGAGAAAAUAUGUUAGAAAGAAUAAGAGCUUUUCUCAUCGUAGUUCUAGUGAUAGAGCAAGUGAAUCAGUGAAAAGAAAACCAACUAAACCACUUGAAAAAAUGACUAAAAAGAAGAAAUCAGAUCCUGAAUUGAGAGAAAAGCUUUUAGCUGAUUGGGAUGAUGUUUCUGAUGAAGAUAUGAGUCAAGGUACGACAUUAAAUACAUCUGUAGAAUCGACAGCACCUGAAAGUCCUCCAAGAGUUUCUAAAAAGGACGAUGAUGAUGUCGAAAAAGAUGAAACUGCUAAUAAAAGUGAUGAUGCUGAUGUUGUUCUUUGUGAGACUGAAAAGCUUUUAGAAGAAACUGAUAAGAUAUCCAGUCAAAUUGAUGAUUCUCUGUCCAAGGAGAAAGUUAUUGAACAAAAUUCAUUAUUGAAAACUACUAUUGAUGAUGAUAAAAAUGAUCAGAGUGGUAAAAGUAAACUUUUAGGUUUGAAAAAAUUUAAGAAAAUCAAUUCUGAUGAAGAAAGAAGAAAUUCUGAUAAUGAUAAAGAUGAUAAAUCGAAAUUUUCAUGCUUCGAUUUUGAUGAAGAAGAGCCAGAACCUGCGUUACCACCUGUAAGAAAAAUAGCGCGAGUUUUUGGUGAAAAAAAUACAUCUUUAAAGAAGGAAAUUAUCAAAGAAUUUACAAUGAGUCAAGCAUUAGCAAAUGAAAAAGACGAAGAGGAAAAAUUAAAGAAGAACAAUGAGAAAAAAGUUGUUGAAGAUGAUAAACUUGUUGAUGAAAUAAAUAAAACAGUAUCAGAAGCGAGUGAUUUAGUAGCUAAAAUAGCAUCUGAAGUGCAAGAAGCGAAUUUAAGUAAAGCUAAAACUGAGGAGACUGAAACAGAGUUGGAGAUAGUCGAAAUAUUAGAAGUGGAGAAAGAAAAAGAUGAAGAAGAGACGGAAAAACAAGAAGAAAAAGUGACUAAAAAUGUACCGAAAAUUGAUCAAUUAAGUUUAGACAAUCACGAAGGCGUAAAAAAAGUGGAAAAGUCUUCUAAAGAAAUGAAAAAAUCAAAAUCAAUUACUGAAAAGAAAGUAAUUGUAUCUAGAAUCCCUGAACUAGACUCAGAAAGAGUGACUAUUGAGGAAGAAGAUGAUAAUAUGCCAAUUUCUCAGAUCUCAGCUGGAUCAGCUGGUUCUGAUGGCUCUCUAAGAUCAAUGGGUUGGUCACAAUUAAAUGAAAUAAUUGGUGCAGCGCCAGGAGUUGGUGAAAAAGUUGAAGAAAAAAUAACACAACCAACAAAAAAGCGUAGAGGAAGACCGAGAAAAGUACCAUUGCUUCUAGACGUGUCUGGGAAUGGAGACUCACCGAGUAAGACUGAAGAAAGUAUGCCUGGGACACCUGAUAGUCAAGAUACUGGAAGAAAAACAUCAGAAUCAGAUACCGAAAGAUCUUUUACUGGAAGAAGACGAAAACCGAAUAAGAAAUAUUUAGAAUCGGAUAUUUAUAGCACCAGUCCUGGUCGAAGAACACCAAAAACUGAUGAUAGUCAGUCUGAGACUGAAGAAAAGACACCUAAAGAACCGAAAAAAGGUAGAAGAGGUAGAAAACCUGGUUGGAAAAAAGAAAGAACUGAAAGUUUAAGAACUUCAGUUGAUGAAUUUGAAUUUUCUGAUCAAACUCUUGAUAGUGCUGAAGAAUCAGCUAAUACUUCUGUUCAGCGAACCAAAUCACCUGUCAAAAAAAUUGAUUCUAAACCAUCUCCAGUUCAUGUGACUGAUUUAUUAACUUCUAGUGAUGUUGAAAUACGCGGAAUUUUGCAGACUGAAAGUUUAGAUGAUGAUAAGCAAAGCAAAAUUGAACAAGUAGUGGUAAAUGAUAGAAAAAAUGAAGAAGAAGAUAAGAAGAAAGCAGAGGUUAAAAUUGAAAUGUUACCACCUAAGAAAUCGCAGAUAAAAAAGUUUGAAGCAUCACAAGCUGAUUUUAGUGAAGAAAAUAAUAAAAUCCAGGAUGAUGUUUGUAUUGAAAAGGUGCAAUUUGAAUCAACGAGUAUGGAAAUUGAUCAAAAGAAAGUUCCUGAUGAAGUUCCAAGUGUUGAUAAAAGUCAAGAUGACAAUGUUGUUACCGUAAUACAAAUUGAUGGUACGGCAAUAGCUGUCAAUGCUAGUGUUGAUGUAGUUCAAGAGAACAUAGAAACUAUUUUAGCCGAUGAGAUGGUAGAUCAAGAGAAAAAUAAGCCUAAAAUAUCAAAAACACCAGACGAGGUGAACUUUGUGGCUGAAAAAGCAACAGAAAAGUCUGAAGUUGACGAUAAACUGGAUACAAAUUUCGAAAGAAAUAAAGAAAAAUUGUUACAAGAGUUAGAAGGAACUCCAGAAAUGCCAAAGAUUGAAGAGAAAGUAAAAGAAGAACAAAAUGCUGUUGGUUGUGUUAUAACUACUGAAACCAUAGAAGUGGUUGUUAAAGACAAACCAAUUGAAACUCCAACAUCAAAACCAGAAGUGCUAGAACCUAGUCAGGAGUCAAAAAUCGAUAGAAUUUCUGAAUUACCAUCACCAGCACCAACACCAUCACUAUCAUCAGAAGUUUCAAUGCCUGUGAAGAAGCGUGAGAAACCUCGAAUCAUUGAAAAUGUUCAACUAAAAGAACCAAUGCAUAUUUUAAAAUCAAAAUUACUAGAAAAGCAGCCUUUUAGAGCUAACAAGCAUAAACUCGAUGACUCUUCAAAACGAAAUAUUCUUCAGGGUAUUCCAAAGGCAAAGAUAAUGAAGAUAGAUAGUGAUCUUAGUAGUCCAAGUCCACCACAGAUGAUAAUGACUCCGAAAUUGCAGGUUAUAAAAACUGAAGAGCUUGGAAAUGAAAAAAUAGUGACAGCAAUUGGAGUUGAAGAAGGUGAAAAGGUGAUUCAACAAACAUCGCAGAGUUUAGCAGAUAUGGAGUUGGAUAUUGAUUCAAUCCCAUUUGUUUUAAGUGAAGAUUUAAAUCCAGAAACUGUUGAACAAAUGCCAGUGGUGAUUUCACCAAUGAUUCCUGCUUCUACAGCCAUUCCUACACCAAUAGCCAUCAGUUCAGCGUCUCAAACUAGUAGCAAUCAGAUAAUAACAACUCUACCAACAUCAGAACCUGAAACAAUUACGAUAGAUUCUAGUCCAAAGAAGAAAUCACCAGCAAUAUUAAAAAGUAAAGUAAAAGCAAAGCCAACAAUAACAUCAAUUCGAACAUUGCAUCCACCAUUAACUGGUGGUGUUAAAGGUUUAAAGUUUCAAAAUCAAGCUGGAAAAGUACCAAUGAAAGGUUCUCCUGGUAAAUUUGUUAUUGUUCAGACAUCAGGAAAUCAGCAAAUGAGAUAUAAAGUCCAAGGUGCUCAGAAACUACCUCUUCCUGCUGGAAAAACAACAGCAAAUGCUCAGAUUGUUUCACAAGGAGGUAAAGUUGUUAUAUUAACAUCACCACAGUCUGGACAAACUAAAAUGGUACCGCUAGCUAACCUUUCUAAAGGUAAAGUUCAGAAAAUAGUAACUAAACCAGGUACAACUUUUUCACCAGUAUCAAAAGCACCUGGAAUAGCACCAAAAACUGAUGAAAGUUCACCAACAACAUCAAAAAUCACUCCAGGAACAAAGUUACUCAGUCCUAAAGGAGUUUUAUCGCCAGUUAGUGCUGGUGGAAAAACAGUAAUUGGUAAUAUUCCAUCUGGAAUCAUUAAAGGUGGUGUUUAUACAUCUCUAUCAACUGCUGGAAAAACAAUUAUUGGUUCUAAGACCCUAGUAACAAAUAAAGGAACCCUUUUGUCAUCACUUUCAGGUCAAGGUUAUACUAAAACUAUUGUUCCGUCACUUUCACCUGCUAAUAUUACUAGCAAGACAAUUAUUACGUCUGCAGGGUUGGUGCCAGGUAAAGGUACAGUUCUAACACCAAUAACUGGUCAACAAGUGAAGGCAAUAGCUGCUAAGAAUCCUGUAAAAACGACAAAAAUUCAAUACCAAGCGAUACAGCAGAAAGUACCACUUCCGAUGGUUCAGAAGAUUCAAAAGUCACAAAUUUCAACAGGAUCUCCUGUAAAAAAUGUUAAAUCAUCAACACAGACUAUUGUUUUUCAGAAUGCACUUCAAACGACACCUUUGAAAGCACCACCAGGUAAGAAAAUUGUACGGCAACAUACUUUAGUAGCAUCACCAACAAAAGUAGCUCCAGGACUUCAACAGAGUCCUAGUGGUGUUUCACUUCAGAUGCUAGGAAAAUCAAAAAGUGCUCCACCCUCCGUGCAAAAGGUACAGACUCCUCGUGGAAGAAGUGCUAAAGCUAAGAAUAUUGUAGUUCAAACGAUCCAAGACACACCACCGAAUCCAUUGAAGGCUUCUCAGUUAAUUAUCAAUCAACAAAAAACUGUUCUUCAUCAACAAAAGCAGAUUUCAUCAGCAGAAACGAUAACGAAAAUUACCAAAGGUCAAACUUUAGUUAAAGAUAUUCAACAAAAGAUUUUAGUGGUGCCUAGUGAUACUAAAGACUCUAACUUGGAUGGUUCAUCAACAUCAACGAUAGAAUCUGAUGUCCAGAUGUUAGAGAAAACUCUAGAUAAUUCAAGUGAUCAAAUCCCACCAACGGAAGGAACAUCAACGUCUGAAGUAGUAAAUGAAGAACAGAAAGUUGAAGAAAGUAAACCACCAACUCAAAUAAUGGCUUUACCAACAGAGUCUAGUGAUGGAACACAGACUUACGUGUUGGUGACUGUUGAUGAAAAUGGUCAUAUUCAACCACUAGACAAUAAUGCAUUACUUUCACUAGAAGGAACUACUCAGAAUCCUGAUGGAACUCGAACUCUUUACAUAGAUCCGAGCUCUUUAGGAGAAUCAGCUGGUCUAGAGAAUAUAGUGCUUCAGUUUGACAAUGGAUCUCUUUCUAAUCUUCAAGCGAAUCCUAGUGAACCAAGUCAACCAAUCACAAGUGAUAGUUUUCCCAGUUCUGAUAUCAUCCAGACUUCAAAUCAAGACAUCUUAGCUGCUGCUUUGGCAAACACUGAUUUCCAGCAGGAAAUUGGAUUACCAGAAAACCCAACUACGAGUGUAAUGACCACAGGGUUAACUCAGACUAGUCUGAUAAACCAGACGAUUCUUCAGUCCACAAUAAUUCCAACCUCUGAGCCAAUUUCAUCACCGUCUGUGUUGGAAACGUCUUUAACCCUUAAUCAACCUAUCAUGACGCCACUAGAGGUUCCUAGUAAUUUACCAAUCCAAGCAGAAACACCAUCGACCAUAACUAAUCCACCUACAAGUUUAGAACUGCCUAUUACCAUUACCAAUCCUAACAUAUCCUACAUCGCGACUGAAAGAGACAUUCGAAUUCCAGAAAAUUCAAUGCCAGAGCUUGGAGACAUCAUGGAAACACCUAGCCGAGUGGAAAUAACAUCAGAACUACCAAUAAAUACUACUCAAUACCUAGUGAUAUCUAAUCUUGAGGAAAAUCAAAUUCAAGAAGAAACAACGCCAUCAACAUCUUACGCUGUUUCUAUCCCCGAAUGUAUUUCUUCAGAUUCAUCACAACCACAAACCAACCCCUCAAUGCCAAUCAUUGAUGAUAAUUACUCUGAAGAGACCACCGAGCAGAUCUUCAAUCAGGAGACACUUGAGUCCAAGCCAAGUGAUGAGAGUUUAAUACAAGAUUCAACUGAUAAAGAAGAACUCAAAGAAAGUUUAGUUGACGAUCUUGAUAAGGAAAGUGUUCGUGGUAUGCCAAUGGUGGAAAUUGAAGAGAAAAAUGAAGACAACACUGAUAAUCAAGUAAAAGAAAGUAUGGAGAUUGAUAAGUUAACUGACACUCAAGCCUGUGAAUCAACAGAAACAUUGUCAAAAGUUCAGUCAUCAGUUUUUGAGAGCUGUGAGACGCAAACGCAGGAGAUUGCAGCGUUAGAAGAUGUUGAAAAAAUUCAAGAAGUUGAAGAAUCAUCAAUGAAAUCUGAUGAAUUAAAGUCUAGUACUGAAGAAGAUGUUGGCAUACCAACACCAGUAGUAGUUCCAAUAGAAGUUGAUGAACCUGGUGUUGUAUCUGAUGAAUUAGAAGCAGCAGAAUCAUCAUCUCCAAGUGAAAUAACACAAGAGAUUGUUUCGGAAAUGAGUCAAGAAGUUCCAUCUCAAUCUUACGGUCAAUUUGAAGCUUCAGUCAGCGGAGAUUCAACAGAAAUACCAUCGCAAUCAGCUUCAAAAGGUGAAAGUUCUAGAGAACCAUCACAAUCGAUAGAGUUUCAAUUGGAAGCAAUGGACCAGACUGAAUCUAGUGAGCCACCAACGCAAUCAUUUAAUGAUUCUCAAGCUAACGAAGCCACGCAGUCUGAGAAUACAGACACUCCAACGCAAUCAUCAAUAGAAAGAGUCCAAGAUGAUAAUGUCGAUGAUCCAAAUUUCCCAACCCAGAGUUAUGAAGUGGAAAAAGUAGAGAAUGUACUGGAGACGAUGGAAACUGAUCCGGAAAUUAGUCAGGAAGGUAAUAUUCCUUCACAGUCCAAUGAUGUUGGUGUUGAUGGAAUUGGAACGUCAUCAUUUUCAUCAAAUAAUUCAGGAUUAAAUGAAGAUGAGACUGCCAGUUCGUCUUACGUACCAGAAACUCCACCGGACAAUCAAGAACGGGAUCAGGACCAAGAGAGUGCCAUCAGCACAUCCUCAUAUGAAAUUCCUACAUGCGAAGAAAUUAAUAUUGCUUCUUCUAGUAUUCCUGACACGUCUGUUAGAGUGGAGCACGUCAGUAUUCAUGAUAACGGCGUACCAGAAAUUCCUACAUCGUCUUAUAGCUUGAAUCCUGAUAGUAGUUCUACUCAUGUCGAUGCUGUACCCACUUCUAGCUAUGAUGAUCAAGUGAUUGUUGAACAAAAUGUGUCCACGUCUUAUGAGGUACCGAUAUCUAUGCCUGGACUGGAGGAAAACUCGGCGCAGAAUUUUGUCAGUGAGAGCAGCGAUCAAAGAGAUGAGCCUACGAGCUAUUAUGCAAGACAUACUGAGGACGUAACAUCAGAAGCAAGUCAAAGCUAUUUCAUCCCAGAAGGUCCAAGUCCAAGUUACACCACCCAAACAGCAUCUCCAAGCUACUACGAGCCACCACGUGAAAGUGAAGCAAGUCAAAGUUUUUAUUCUCACGAAGUAGAAAGAUCUGAACAAUCACGCAAUGUUGAGGCAUCACAAAGUUUUUAUCAAGAGGCAACGACAGAUGGAUUGAGACUACGACAACAAGGUGAAGCGACACCAACAUAUACUGAAAGAUAUCCAGUUGAUUACACUCUUGAAAAUUCACCAAUGGAAAGGCACGAUUUGGUCGAAAGUUCAGUGCCAGCAACACGUCCUACCGAAAGGUAAUAUAACGCGGAAAAAUGAUGGUAUUUUCCUUAAAUAAUUAUUAACUAUCAAUACUAUCGACAUUAAAAGUGUAAAUAACCAGGGUUUAACGUGACAAAAAUAACAGCACAGAGCAUAAAAACGAGAAAUAAAAUUUAAAAAUCAUCAAAAACUCUAAAUUCACCAUCUUCAGAUUUUUAGCAUUAAGUCAUAGAUUCAUAUAAUUUAUAUCUUUAUUAAUAAAAAAAAAACAAAAUAUAUAAAUAAAUAUUAUAAAUAAAGAAAUUAAAAAAAAAAAUUCAAGUUAUUUUGAUUUGAACGCAAAUGUUAAUUGUACGAAAGAUAUGUUUUUUAAGGUCGAAUUGAUUAAUUUUCAUUGUAAAAUUUUUAAUAAAAUAGAAUAAUAAAAAGUAAGCAGACGAGUGAUGGAGUCAAGUUGAUAGAAUAAAACUAUGUAGAAAAAAA